CUCGUUGGCGAAUGGGACCGAGAAACGCAAAUUUUGCAAAAUUUUCUCUGUUUCGUCUUUUGUUUCGCUUCAAACUUCAAAACCCUCUUCUCAUUUUCAACCCUAAACCCUAAAAAGAUGAUCGGCGCUGUCCGGAGGAGCUCCGGGCUGUCUGGAUUGUUGCAUUUUCGCCGUUCUUCUCAGUUGAAAGGUUCUAAGGCUUUUGAAGCUACUGCGAUCGUGAGGAAGCAAUCUCAGCCCAUUCGGCCGUAUUUCCGUUUGCCGGAUUCUUUCAGGAAGACGAAGGAGGUUGGUGUUUUUCCAUCGCUGCAGCACUCGUCUGUGUGGUCGGUUAUUUCGUUUGCGAAGGUUGAGUUUCUCGAAUGGUAUUUGGCUAUGGUGAAAUGUCGCCCUGUUCUUACGAAGAGUAUCACUUCUGCGCUUAUUUACACGGCUGCUGAUUUGUCGUCUCAGACCAUUGCUCUGCCAUCUUCAGAGCCAUAUGAUUUAGUUCGAACACUACGUAUGGCUGGAUAUGGCCUGCUGAUUCUAGGGCCAUCUCUCCAUUACUGGUUCAACUUCAUGUCAAGACUCUUCCCCAAGAAGGACAUCUUCUCCACCUUGAAGAAAAUGGCCUUGGGCCAGAGCCUCUAUGGCCCUUCCAUGACAGUCAUUUUCUUCUCUAUGAAUGCAUUUCUCCAAGGUGAAAAUGGUUCUGAAAUCAUUGGCCGAUUGAAACGAGAUUUACUUCCUACAAUGCUCAAUGGUGUUAUGUACUGGCCAGUUUGUGACUUCAUCACAUUCAGAUUCGUCCCUGUUCAUCUUCAACCGUUGGUCAGCAAUUCGUUUUCAUACGCGUGGACUGUUUACAUGACAUACAUGGCAAGCCUCGAGAAAGCUGCCUCAUGAUCCGAUCCCAAUGGCUGAGCAAUUUGGGAUUUUGACAGUCCCUUUUGCAGGCUGAUGCAGAAACUGGCAGCUUAUUAGCACAGGAGGGAGAAAAAUAGAGAGAUUCUUUGUUCAGUUCAUAUAAUUGUACAGAAUUUCAUGAGGGAACUUUCUGGGAUUCUGUUUAGCAGCUACUUGGUGCAUAUUCUUCUUGUUUUUAUUUAGUAAUGAAGAACCAUGCAUUAUCAUUUAUGUUAUCACAUAGCCUUUCAGAUAA
Messenger RNA from Cucurbita pepo subsp. pepo (vegetable marrow), 1144 nucleotides. RefSeq lists its product as uncharacterized. Lineage: Eukaryota; Viridiplantae; Streptophyta; Magnoliopsida; Cucurbitales; Cucurbitaceae. Gene Ontology annotation, cellular component: membrane; cytoplasm. The record is from RefSeq and is a predicted model, not a curated record.